Archocentrus centrarchus (flier cichlid) is the source of this 2407-nucleotide messenger RNA. It is a transcript of the gene arg1, whose product is annotated as arginase 1. The record is from RefSeq and is a predicted model, not a curated record. Bases 756 to 1784 code for a protein of 342 amino acids. Gene Ontology annotation, molecular function: manganese ion binding; arginase activity. NCBI's taxonomy places the organism in Eukaryota, Metazoa, Chordata, Actinopteri, Cichliformes, Cichlidae. Gene Ontology annotation, cellular component: cytosol; nucleus; cytoplasm. The transcript has 9 exons.
CUCUUGUGCGGCGCUCCUAUGCAUUGCAUAGUGGUUCUGUUUCAGCGUGGGACUUGGAAGCUUCUUGCUGUGUCUGAAUGUGGAAAUGCAGUCCACAGACCUGUAGCUGUGCCGCGUAUCCGGUCUCGAGCCCCUUUCUGAGACAGAUGUGCCAGCUUUGAUCACGACCACGCAGAAGACACGAAAACAUUUUCCUGCAGUUCACCUGUAAAAUCACAUCUACGUUUCUGCAUUAUUUUAGAUCGCAGCUGUUACGUCGCGUGGAACAGGUGCACCGCGACACAUUUAAAUUCACCUGUGACCCAGCAGAACUGGACAUUGUAAACCAAAGAGACGAGAAGCUAACAGAGGCAGAACCUUUCAAGCCUGCAGCUGAUUUAGAACCACCAGGUAACCUAACCCCACUGACUGCUGUCUGUGGACCGUGCGAGGAAGACGGAGAGAACCCACGCCACAGGGAGAAGAUGAAAACUACACACAGAAAAGCCCCGGCCAGAUGGUGGAUUCGAACCCAGGACCUUCUUGCUGCGAGGCGAAUCACUGCUGCCUGGAAUAUUUUAACAAAAUCAUGAUUGCUUCAUUGGCAUGACUGGGCCUCCCUACCUCAGCUGGGGACGUUUAGGCGUUUCAAACUGACGUUAAACACGCCUGACGUCACAUCUCAGCGAGGAGCCUCCUCCUGACGUCACGUAGAGUUUUUAGGGGAUUUGCGCCGGUCGGUGGAUCAUUGAUGGUGUGCGCGCGUGGGUAUCAGCAUGAGGAGCGCCAGGACGUUGUGGCAGGUCGCUGUGAUGGUGAAGCGGAGCCUUCAUCAUCACCAUCCUCCUUCUCAACGCUCUGCGGGGAUCAUCGGAGCACCUUUCUCCAAGGGACAGUCCAGAGGCGGAGUGGAGCAGGGACCGGACAGGAUUCGCGCCACCGGCCUGCAGCAGCGGCUGCAGCAGCUGGGCUGUGCAGUGAAGGAUUAUGGGAACCUGACAUUUGAAGAUGUGACCGUGGAUGAGCCUGUGGGUUUGCUGAAAGGUGUGAGGGCAGUGGGAGGUGCCAACCGGAGGCUGUCGGAGGCGGUGCGGGCAGUGAAGGAGGAUGGGCACACGGCCGUGAUCCUGGGAGGAGACCACAGUCUGGCAAUUGGAUCUAUCCACGGUCACUCGGCGGCAGUCGGGGAGCUGAGCAUCGUGUGGGUGGACGCCCAUGCCGACAUCAACACACCACUGACCUCGUACACGGGAAACAUCCAUGGGCAGCCCGUGUCCUACCUGCUCCAUGAGCUGCACUCCAAGAUUCCCGUUUUACCGAACUUCUCCUGGCUGAAGCCAUGCGUGUCCGCCAGGGACGUGGUCUACAUCGGCCUGAGAGACGUGGAUCCAGCAGAGCACUACAUCCUGAAGAUGCUGGGUGUGAAGAUGUUCUCCAUGUCUGAGGUGGAUCAGUUCGGUGUGGCCCGAGUCAUGGAGGAAACAUGUGACUACCUGUGUGCCAGAGGGAAGAAACCGAUUCACCUCAGCUAUGACAUCGACGCCAUCGACCCCUCUGUUGCCCCAGCAACUGGGACGCCUGUAGUCGGAGGGCUCACCUACAGAGAGGGAGUUUACAUCACAGAGCACCUGUGUCAGACAGGCCUGCUGUCAGCGGUGGACCUAGUGGAGGUGAACCCUCUGAGGGGUCAGACGGAGGAGGACGUCCGCUCUACUGUCAGCACCGCCGUCGACCUGGUGCUCGGCUGCUUCGGACGUGUGCGUGAGGGAAACCACGCGCCGGAUUACCACCUCCCUGAACCUUAAUACUGGCCUCUCCAAUGACACCUGAAGGUCUUGCUCAUCCCCAACAGAAACUGAAGGACCAAUCAGAUUUUUCCCUCUAAAGCCCACAGGUGGUUCAUUUCAUACAAUUCCUUCUGCAUGAUGUCACCUGUCUGCACGCUGUAACAGUCGUAAUUGUGAUGUCUCUUUACGACAGUCUGGUCUUGUUGUGUUGAUGUCACCAGUGUGCGCCCACCGCUCCUCGGUAGAGAGCGCGGGAGAUGUUCUUGCAGACAGACAUUUUGGCUUGAGGCGGACCUUUCCCUUUUAUUUUUUGUACCGUCAUAGGUUGUAUGAACACUGCUCGUUUUCAUGUGUGUUUAUGUAGCAGCCGUUCAACCGGGCUUCAUAAGGUUGUGAAGAUUACGUUUAUUAAAACGGCAACACUGAAAUUCUCAGUGCCAGUGUGCUUGUGUGUUUUUUUGGCUGCUCGCCGCCUCCUCUUCACCACCGAACACAACCCAGACGUUACGCCUUGAAGAUCUGGUCUUCCUGCCAACGGAGCGCAUGCUCUGAUUAUAAUAGCAUCAAUUAGCAACUGAUCAAUCACCUGUUUUGUUUUUAAUUAUUAAAUUUAUAUGUAAAAAAAAAGUGUUUACUUCUUU